This is a messenger RNA of Quercus robur (English oak), 1676 nucleotides long. Its product is annotated as DEAD-box ATP-dependent RNA helicase 10-like. The record is from RefSeq and is a predicted model, not a curated record. The coding region runs from base 96 to 1418 and encodes 440 amino acids. The transcript is spliced from 12 exons. Lineage: Eukaryota; Viridiplantae; Streptophyta; Magnoliopsida; Fagales; Fagaceae. Gene Ontology annotation, molecular function: ATP binding; RNA helicase activity; nucleic acid binding.
UUCUCCCCCUUUAUGUCAUACUCUCUCACAUUCGUCGUCUUCCAAGUUUGAGAAGAGAGAGAGAGAGACACACACAGUUUAGUUAUUGUGAAACAAUGGAAGGAGAUAGAGAAGAAGGCAAGAGUUUUAAGGAUUUAGGAUUAUGUGAACAAUUGCUAGAGGCUUGUGAUCGUAUGAACUGGAAAUACCCAUCAAAGAUACAAGCAGAAGCAAUUCCUCAUGCACUUGAAGGAAAAGACUUGAUUGGUCUUGCUCUAACCGGUUCUGGUAAAACUGGUGCCUUUGCUCUUCCCAUUUUGCAGUCCCUCUUAGACUCUCCACAACCUUUCUUCGCUUGUGUCCUCUCCCCAACAAGGGAGCUUGCAAUUCAAAUUGCUGAGCAGUUUGAGGCUUUAGGAGCUGGCAUUGGGGUUAAGUGUGCAGUGCUUGUUGGAGGGGUAGACAUGGUGCAACAGUCUAUCAACCUUGCAAAACGGCCCCAUAUUAUUGUUGGAACUCCUGGACGCCUUGUCGAUCAUCUUUCUAACACGAAAGGUUUUUCCCUCCGCACAUUGAAGUAUUUGGUUCUAGAUGAGGCUGACAGGUUGUUGAAUGAGGAGUUCGAGAAAUCAAUUGAUGAAAUUUUGAAAUUUAUCCCUCGUGAACGGAGAACAUAUCUAUUUUCUGCCACUAUGACCAGUAAGGUUAAGAAGCUCCAAAGGGCUUGUUUAAGAAAUCCUGUGAAGAUUGAAGCAGCAUCAAAAUACUCAACUGUUGACACGCUAAAGCAGCAGUAUUGCUUUGUACCUGCUAAAUACAAGGAAUGCUACCUUGUAUAUAUUUUGAAUGAGAUGUCUGGAUGUACAUCAAUGGUUUUCACUCGUACCUGUGAUGCGACUCGCUUUCUUGCUUUGAUGCUUCGACAUCUUGGUCACAGAGCCAUUCCAAUUAGUGGUAAAAUGUCCCAGUCAAAGAGACUUGGAGCCUUAAAUCAGUUCAAGGCAGGAGAGUGCAAUAUUCUUAUUGGCACUGAUGUGGCAAGUAGAGGACUUGACAUUGCAUCUGUUGAUAUGGUUAUCAAUUAUGACAUUCCUACAAAUGUGAAGGAUUAUAAACAUCGAGUUGGAAGAACUGCUCGUGCAGGAAGAUCAGGUGUUGCAAUCUCCCUAGUGAAUCAGUAUGAGGUGGAAUGGUUUGUGCAGAUAGAGAAGUUUGUUGGCAAGAAAUUUCCAGAGUUUCCUUCUCAAGAAGAGGAAGUCCUGCUAUUGAUGGAGUCUGUCAAAGAGGCCAAAAGAGUAUCUCUGGCGAAAAUCAAAGAACUAGGAGGCAAGAAUGGGAAGAAGCGAGGAGGAGAUGAUGAUGAUGAGGAUAUGGACAAAGAUACGGACAAAUACAUGACCCACAGAAAUGUGAAGUCGUCUAAGAAGAUGAAAAAAUGAAUAUAGCAGCCCCGGCAGAAAAUUUUGUUAGUGAUUUAGUGUGAGGGAUGAAGAUGUUUAUGUAGGUCUAUUAGUACGUAUACAUGAAUCCAAAUUUUUUGUUUGGAGUUUAAAUGGUUGUUACCAUUACUUGAUUCAUUUUUGUUUUCGAGGGAUGAAUUUUAGGGAAUAGAUGUAGGAGAAAUUUUUGGGUUUUAUUAUUAUAAGAAUAAUAAUUAUUAUUAGUUAUUUGAGCUAUAGAACACAUUUCUGUGGACA